Molecule: messenger RNA, 2317 nt
Organism: Astyanax mexicanus (Mexican tetra)
Lineage: Eukaryota; Metazoa; Chordata; Actinopteri; Characiformes; Acestrorhamphidae
Product: zinc finger protein 501
Exons: 2
Coding region: 203-1657 (484 amino acids)
Biological process (GO): regulation of transcription by RNA polymerase II
Cellular component (GO): nucleus
Molecular function (GO): DNA-binding transcription activator activity, RNA polymerase II-specific; RNA polymerase II cis-regulatory region sequence-specific DNA binding
Source: RefSeq, a predicted model, not a curated record
UUAAACAGCUGGUAGUUUUCGGCGCUGCUGCUCCUCCUCCGGUGUCUCUGUGCGUGUUUAUCUCAGCUCUGCUCGGUGGGUCUGUGUAUCAGAGAUGAACAGAUUACUCUUAAACGUCCUCACUCGCACCUGCUGUCAACUCCUUAAGCACAACAGUUGGUGCAACCGAGUGAAAUCACAAGUACAGAUUAAUUGUUAGAUCAUGGCAUCCGGAGAAAGCAUUUGUACCUCACAAGUGACCGUGGAUACUCUCCCUAUUCACACAACUUGCAGCCAAAAUCAAGAAAAUCUAGACAAAGACAGAACUUUGCCUAGGUGUUUUGAGUGUGGGAGGAGUUUUAAUGACUUCCGCAGUCUCCAAAUACACGAGCGCAUUCACACUGGAGAGAAACCGCAUCAGUGCUCAGAGUGUGGGAAAAGUUUUAGUGAUCUCCGUAACCUUAGAGUUCACGAGCGCAUUCACACUGGAGAGAAACCGUAUCAAUGCUCUGAGUGUGGGAGAAGUUUUGCCUGCCAGAGUAAUCUCCGAGCUCACAAGCGAAUUCACACAGGAGAGAAACGGUAUCAGUGCUCAGAAUGCGGUAAGACGUUUGCAGUUCACGAUCAUCUCCGAACGCACCAGCGCGUUCACACUGGUGAGAAACCGUUUCAGUGUGUAGUCUGCAGGAGGAGUUUUGCUCUUCACCGGAAUCUUAAAUCGCACCAGCGCACUCACACAGGAGAGAAACCGUUUCAGUGCUCAGUGUGUAAAAAGUCUUUCGCCGCUCACCGCAAUCUCAAAGCGCACCAGUACACUCACGCAGAAGAGAAACCGUAUCAGUGCUCAGAGUGUGGACAGGGUUUUAGUUCUUUGGUUAAUCUGCAAGGUCACCAGUACUCCCACACCGGAGAGAAACCGUUUCAGUGCCCAGAGUGCGGCAAGAGCUUUACUGCUCACCGUAAUCUCCAGUCACACCAGCGCUUCCACACUGGAGAGAAACUACACCAGUGUUCAGAGUGUGGAAAGAGUUUUACUCAACCGAGUCGCCUCCGAAGACACCAGCGCGUUCACACUGGAAAGAAACCGUAUCGGUGCUCUGAGUGUGGAAAAAGUUUUUCCCAACAGAGUCACCUCCAAAGGCAUGAGCGCAUUCAUACAGGAGAGAAACCGUAUCAUUGUUCAGACUGUGGAAAGAAUUUUACUGAUCUACGCGAUCUCCGAACACACCAGCGCGUUCACACUGGAGACAAACCGCAUCAAUGCACAGAGUGUGGAAAGAGUUUUUACCAAAAGAACCACCUCACAGUUCACCAGCGCAUUCACACGGGAGAGAAACCCUUCCAGUGUUCGCAGUGUGGAUCGAGUUUCAACGAGAACAGUGCCCUCACACGACACUGGCGCAUUCACAUUGGGGAUAAACCAUAUUACUGUUCAGAGUGUGGGAAGAGUUUCACCCAGCAAAGUCAUCUCCUAAAACACCAGCUCACCCACACUGGGGAGAAACCGUAUUCUUGCUCAGAGUGUGGGAAAAGCUUUUCUGUACAGAGUCGCCUCAGGAUACACCAGCGCAUUCACACUGGAGAGAAACCGUAUGAGUGUUUAGAGUGUGGGAAGAGUUUUAGACAUAGUAGUACACUCAAAGAUCACCAGUAUCCUCAUACAGAGAAGAAAGCAUGAUGGGUUGCCUGAAUCUGAUUUUGAUCUCUUUCCCAGUUUUCUGUAUUUUGUAUAUUUGGGAAUUGGUGUAUUGCCUUGGGAAGGUGACCAUUAAAAACUUCUGAUUCCGAUUUGGAAGGCUGUGUGAACGGGCCAAAUCCAUUUUCUUGCAAAUCAGAUUUGAGUCACUUUCAUAUGUGGUCCUAAUAAACAUGUUGGAUUCAUGCUUAAUAGCAGGUGUCUGCUACAGGGGUAUAAAACCUCCUAGCCCUGAGCUGUGGUUACCAAAACACACAGAAAAAAAGCAUUCCACAAACAGUAGAGACAGUUACUCCAACAAAAGCAGUGCUACAGUUGGUGCACUAAUAUCAGUGUCUCAAAUAUACGUUCUCUAUACAUUCAAAGUAAUUUAGUAAAUAUUGUUUCAAUAAAUAUUCUUUUUUGCAAAAAAAAAAAAGAUUCUGUGCAUUUGUUUGCAUCUGUUCUGGGUUGCACAGCCAGAUCUUAGGUGUGAAUGGGGAAACGGUCUGUUAAAUAAAAAAAAAAGUUUUUUUGGGGUACAAUUCUCUUAUACUGGCCACUAGAUAUUCAACAUGGCACUUCUUGGCAAGAAGAAACACUUAGAGGAUGUGAGAAACAAAAUGGUUGCUGUCCACAAAGAUAGUCUGGGCUAUAAGAAAC